AUGGCAGUUGCGUCCACUCUGCUCAGUUCGGUGCAGAUUGACCCCCUCACCACGCUUGGAACACUCGUCGCCCUGCUCUCCUCCUACCUCCUCUACAAAGUGUACUUCUACCCAAACUUCAUCUCUCCUCUCCGACAUAUCCCCGGUCCACCUAAUGAGUCUAAAUACAACAAGUACCACAUCCCCUUCGUUGGCAAUUUCCUCGACAUCCUAAUAGAAGAAGCCGGUGUUCCCCACCGCAGAUGGAUUGAGGAGUACGGUGGCCUCGUACGCUACCGAGGCCUAUUUAAUAACCAGCGCAUCCUCCUUGCUGAUCCCAAGGCGAUUCAACAUGUCUUUGGCACACACUCCUACAAGUACCCAAAGCCUAAUCGCGUCGUUCGUAUUCUGGGCCAGAUCAUUGGCCGUGGCGUUCUGCUGGCUGAGGGAGAUGCGCACAAAAAGCAGCGCAAGAUGCUGAACCCGGCUUUCGGUCACAAACACAUCAAGGAUAUGGUGCACAUCAUGGCCGGCCCUGCAGCUAUGCUGGGCAAGAUGUGGGAGGAACGCGUCGAUCAGGCAGAGAACAAGGUCGCCGAAUUCGAUAUCACGACAGAUCUAGGACGUGCCACUCUCGAUAUUAUUGGACUUGCAGGGUUCGGCUAUGACUUCCAGGCCCUGACCAAUCCCAACAACGAGCUGAGCCAGGCUUACUGUGAACUCUUCAAUACAUCCUCCAACAUUAUCCAGCUCCUUCGCGCAUUUAUACCAAUCUACGUCCACAUUCCCUUUGAGCACAACCGACGUCGUUGGCGCGCUAUCCAUUCGAUCGACCGCGUCUCGACUCGUCUUAUUGCCGAAAAACUCGCCCAAGCACUCGCCAAUGAGAAAGCCGGCAACGAUUAUGAGGAGGAGGGUAAAGACCUUAUGAGUAUUCUGAUCCGCGGCAAUGAACAGGUGGGAUCGCUCGAGGACGGCAAACUGACGGAUCAGGAGCUCAAGGACCAGAUCCUGACGUUCCUGGCUGCGGGACAUGAGACUACGUCGGUGACCGUGACAUGGAUGCUGCACGUGCUUUCCAUCUACCCCGAGGCCCAAAAGCGCGUUCGAAACGAGCUCUUGACAGAACUGGGCCGUCCCGACGAAAACAAGCCGCUAACGUAUGAUGCACUCAACGCGUUGCCAUACUUGAACGCAUGUGUCAAGGAGCUGCUUCGGUUCAUCCCACCAGUCCCCACAACCUCCCGCAUCGCGUCUGAGGACGACAACAUCCUCGGUUACGAGAUCCCGAAGGGCACCCAGGUGUUCUUGUCACCUGCAGCAUUGCACAAGUUGAAGAGCGUCUACGGCGAAGAUGCCGAAGAAUUCAAGCCUGAGCGAUGGAUGGACCCCGCGACUCUGACGGACAACCAGACAACAACCAAGCAUGUCACGCCCGAUAUGCACUGGGCAUACGUACCAUUCUUGACCGGGCCAAGGAAUUGUAUCGGGUCCAAGUUUGCUUUGAUUGAGACUAAGAUCUUGUUGUACUACUUGCUGGUCGACUUGGAAUACCACCCUUCGCCCGGGUUCACAUUUAAGAAGGCGGCGCGUGUAACUUGGAGGCCCAUGCCGGGGAUGAAGCUGUUGGUCAAGCGCGUGCAGGGCUCGGGUCCCGCAGCAGUGCCCAGGUAG
Gamsiella multidivaricata is the source of this 1653-nucleotide messenger RNA. Its product is annotated as cytochrome P450. Gene Ontology annotation, molecular function: iron ion binding; heme binding; monooxygenase activity. The transcript has 2 exons. The coding region runs from base 1 to 1653 and encodes 550 amino acids. Lineage: Eukaryota; Fungi; Mortierellomycota; Mortierellomycetes; Mortierellales; Mortierellaceae. The record is from RefSeq and is a predicted model, not a curated record.